CCGCCGUCUUGACGGAGAUUGUCUAUUUCCUGAUUCCCAAGCCACCGCGGUAGACUUCCGAUUUAAUAUAAAUAAGUACAAUCCCUUGCGUCUACUACCUGAACAAGAAAUUCGCAGACGCAUCAUACCCUUCUAACUUCUGUUCUCUAAAUUUCCGGCAGCAUUUUCUGAUUCCCAGCGUCGAUUUUUACAGCAGCUGUUUCUGUUUGUCCCUCAAAAUUGUCUUUAAAUUACGAUCAAUCUCCUCUUAUAGAAAUUCAUAUUACAACUUCCGCCGACACCAACAUGAUGCUCAGAAUUCGCAGUAGAGAUGGCCUGGAGCGAGUCGCUGUAGAGAACCCACACAUCACAAUCGCUCAACUUAAAGCCGUAAUUCAAUCCCAGCUCAAAAUCCCAAUCCAGAACCAAACCCUCUCCACUAACCAAAAUAUUCUAUUGGCGAAGACUCAUGACGAUCUUUCCAAAUUCACUGACAUGUCUAAUCCUAAUACCCACCUCUCGUCGCUUAAUUUGUCUCAUGGGUCUAUUGUCUUUCUCGCCUACGAGGGCGAGCGCACUGUUGCUGGGCCUACUUUCCAUCCCGCCGGAUCCUUUGGCCGUAAAAUGACUAUGGAUGAUCUAAUUGCUAAGCAGAUGCGGAUCACUCGUCAAGAAAACCCGCACUGUGAAUUGGUCUCUUUCGACCGGGAUUGCGCCAAUGCUUUCCAGCAUUAUGUUAAUGAGACGCUAGCCUUCGCUGUCAAACGUGGGGGGAUGAUGUACGGAACCGUGUCCCCAGAAGGCAAGGUCGAGGUAGAUUUCAUAUAUGAGCCGCCACAGCAAGGGACUGAGGACAAUUUACUGUUUUUCCGAGAUCACGAUGAGGAAAGAUUGGUGGAAGCAAUUGCAGUUGGGUUGGGGAUGAGGAAAGUUGGGUUUAUAUUCACGCAGACAAUUAGUCAGGACAAAAAGGACUACACCCUAUCCAACAAGGAAGUACUCCAGGCGGCUCAGUUUCACUCCGAGAGCGAGUUGAAGGAGUGGGUGACAGCAGUUGUGAAGUUGGAGGUGAACGAGGACGGUGGUGCUGAUGUUCAUUUUGAGGCUUUUCAAAUGAGUGACAUGUGUAUUAGAUUGUUCAAGGAAGGUUGGUUUGAGACGGAUAUUGGAGAGGAUUUUGAUCCCAAGCUCUCGAAAAUGAAGAAAGACGUUGUUGUUGGUGUCAAAGACACUAGAGAUGUUGACAAUGAUUUUUUCCUGGUCGUCGUUAAGAUUUUCGACCAUCAGGGUCCACUUUCGACAAUAUUUCCGAUUGAAAACCGAAAUGCUCCUGUGACCAUGAAGGCAUUGAAGAAUCACCUAGACCGUUCAAAAGGGCUUCCUUUUGUGAAGCGAAUUUCUGACUUUCAUUUGCUGCUGUCACUAGCCAGGGUGUUAGACGUGAGCUCUGACGUCCCUGCACUGGCUGAGUGCGUUCAGACCCAGACAGCCGUACCUGAAGGUUACAAAAUAUUAAUCGAGUCUAUGGCAAGUGCUGCUUGAUAUACAUACAGUGUCAACUGAGACUGGUUACAGGAAGUUGUUCUAGAUUCUCAUUUACUUUCCAUCGUCCCUCUUGACAACUUAGAGAUUGUAGUUAUAUUUUAAUAUAUUGUCAUCUGAAAAUUCAUCACCAAAUUUAUACAAUCUCGAUAUCAGAUUUAUGAAGACAUCUAUUUAAGUUA
Molecule: messenger RNA, 1703 nt
Organism: Benincasa hispida (wax gourd)
Lineage: Eukaryota; Viridiplantae; Streptophyta; Magnoliopsida; Cucurbitales; Cucurbitaceae
Product: NPL4-like protein B
Biological process (GO): ubiquitin-dependent protein catabolic process
Cellular component (GO): nucleus
Molecular function (GO): ubiquitin binding; ubiquitin protein ligase binding
Source: RefSeq, a predicted model, not a curated record